Messenger RNA from Penicillium nucicola, 1140 nucleotides. RefSeq lists its product as uncharacterized. The record is from RefSeq and is a predicted model, not a curated record. Gene Ontology annotation, molecular function: cysteine-type endopeptidase activity. Gene Ontology annotation, biological process: proteolysis. The coding region runs from base 1 to 1140 and encodes 379 amino acids. The transcript has a single exon. NCBI's taxonomy places the organism in Eukaryota, Fungi, Ascomycota, Eurotiomycetes, Eurotiales, Aspergillaceae.
AUGCAAACUACACACUCUUCCCUCCCAAGCUGCUCUUCAGCUGCCAUAACAACUCCACUCCCUUUUCUCAAAAAACAACUUCAACGAGUUGCCAAUGCCCGUCCAAAUUCUUAUGCCCGAAAGCUAGCCAUUCUUGUCCACUGGGAAGAGGACGAGAGCAACGCUAAGGAGGAUAUCAACACGAUGGAAGCUAUCAUGAAAACCUUUGGUAUUCAGUCCAUCGUGCAUACACUUCGUCAAAAAGGGCCGGCCACUAUAUGGAACUUGCUCUCUCGGAUCCAAAAGAUGCUCGGGGAAUGCCACGCAACCGACGAAAAUUGUCUGUUCGUUUUCUAUUACGCCGGCCACGGGUCCAUCGAAGAAGGCAGCCUGCAUUUUGCUCCGAUUGAAGGAGUCUCCAGCCAAUCUUCGGUGGAGUGGUCACGGGUUUCUGCUACUUUGUCUGAUGAGCACUUGACGAAGAUCGACGUGUUUACGGUGUUGGACUGUUGUUUUUCUGGUUUAGCCACGAGAAGCAGCUCCCGGCGGGUGUGUCAUAUCAUAGCAGCGUGCGGCUACAAUGAGAGUACCACUGCACGAGGCUGGUCUAUCUCAUUCACCCAAAGAAUUUUCCGGGCGGUGCAGCACCUCCGUUCAGCUACACAUACAACCACAGCAGAGCUUUUCGCCGAAAUACAACGACAAAAACCAAAGCUUGCCCCUAAUGCCGUGUUUAAGACCCUUGGCGGCGGCGCUCAGCCCAUCAAGCUUCUGUUCAGCCCCGCCGGUUCACAGUCGCUAUCCUCAUCGCCAUCGAGAAUUCCGCGCUUGGCAGCAAGUAAGAAUGUGCUAGUCAAGUUAACUAUGAAGGGAGAUGGUCACCAUGCGUUUUCUACAUUUAAAGAAGCAAUUACUGGACUUCCAGACGUCCUCUCAGUGGACGUAUUGGAUGCUUACGACACCGACCAUUCAUUUUUUGUGCUAUUAAAAAUGACUUGGGAGUGUCUGUGUUACUGGUCUACAGUGCUUGAUGUGGAACUGGUAGGAGUGAUCCACGGACCGUCAUUAGUUCACAGAGAACUCGCCGAGAUCCCUACCCGCGGCAGAAAUGAAAACCGCAAGGAAAAUCGGCAAGCUACCGGACAAGAGAAAACCGAAUAG